AUGUUAUGGUCGAUUUUUCAAGUGAUCAUAGCUGGAGCUGUAUUGGCCAACACAAAGGCAACGUCAGUAGAAACGAACACGGCAAGGACAAAACCGAAUUGGUUUGAUCCUGUUCUUUCAUCGAAUGCAUAUGUUGGUCAUAUGAAAGAAAAUGAACGUAUUGUUCACCUUGAACCUCAUCUGUACGCAUCGGAUGCUGAUCCAUCAAUGUCUCCUACGGGCAAAAUUUGUGGCUAUGAAUUAUCGUUACAUAAGCAUGAUGAUACAGUUAGUGAAGUACCACAAAAUAUUCCAUUUAUAGUUGAAUUCAAUAAUGAACAAGCUAUUAUCAAACUUAAAUCUAGUAUCGAUAAAGUCGAUUGUGAAAUAAAACAAAAUUAUCGUUUAUUUAUACGUGCAUAUGAUUGUGGUAAUGAUAAUCAACGUCGUUAUUCGGAAAGAUCAUCAUUAAUUAUUACAAUUGAUGACAUUAAUGAAUUUGCACCAGUUUUUACACAUAAAAAUUAUAUAUUUAAAUUACAUCAAGAUCAAAUUUGUUCAUCAUGUCGUGUUGAAGCAACAGAUGAUGACUGUGCAAAUACCAAUCAUCGUGUAUGUGAUUAUCAAAUAAGAACACCUAAUGUUCCAUUUAGUAUCGAUUCAAAUGGUUCAAUAUCAAUUACAAAACCAUUAAUGAAUGAUAAUUAUGAAUUUGAUGUUGUUGCAAUUGAUUGCUAUCCAUUAUUAUCAGAUGUUAAUACAAAAUUAGUUAGUGAACCAACUAAAGUUACAAUCAAAGUUGUUAAAUCAUGUAAACCAUCAAUAACAGAUAAUAAUCCAACAAAAUUAACAAUUCUUUCUGAUCAUACACAUAUAUUCGAUACUGUACAUGUUGAUACAUGUGAUGAAACGUGUGCUGUUGAAGAGAUUGCUGGUAUAGUUACAUUCGAUACUAAUGGAAUCGAUAGUGGUUGUAAUCUUGAACAAUGUUCAUCAGUUAAUCGUGAAUAUGUUUUAAUACCAAAAGAUGUUGAUUAUAAUCAAGCACCUAAAACACGUUCUAUGUCAUUUGAUGGUUUUAAUCAAGCUUCAAUUAUUCCUAAAGCAGAUUUUUCUGGUCAAUUAAAUAAUAAUUUUACUAUUCGUAUGUGGAUGAAACAUUCAAAUGAAGAAAAUAGUGACAAAGAACAUAUAUUUUGUAAAAGUGAUGAAAAAUUGAAAAAUCGUCAUCAUACAGCUUUAUUAAUUCAAGAUGGUCAGUUAAAAUUAUUAAUACGUAAAGGUCCAUUAUCAUCGAAUGAUAAAAAUGUCUAUACAUCCGAAUGGGUAUGGAAUUUAGCACAAAUAAAUGACAAUCAAUGGCAUUCAUAUAAAUUAUUUGUCAACUAUCCAAAUAAAAUUGAUUUAUAUAUCGAUGAUCAAUUAUUUAUCGCAACAAAUGAUAAUUUUCAUACGGUUGAAGAUUUUGCAUUACCAACUAUCGACGGAACUGAAGGAACAGUUUUUGCAGUGGGUGCUUGUUGGCAUGGUCGUGCAUCUCAUAUGGUUCAAUAUUUUCAAGGAGAUUUAUCAGGUCUUAUAAUCGAACAAAAAGAAGAAUUGUCACGUUCAAUUUCUUGUAUACAAGAUUGUCAACAAUAUCUUGACAUGCCUGAUGUUCAGACAGAUUCUGGCAUUGAAUUUAGUAGUAAUUCAAAUCGAACUAUUUGGAAUUUACGUACAGAUUCAAGUGAAUCAUUUGAACAAUUAUUAAAACAUAUUGUUUAUCGUAAUACAUUUGAUCCAAUUGGUCCAUCGGGUCAACGUACAGUAUCAAUACAAACAAUAAUAAAAUGUUUAGGUGAAAAUUAUACAUAUAAUUUACCAACAUUUUCCCGGCGUUUAGCAAUUGAUGAAAUAAUUCAUCCAACAAAUAUUGAACUUAAAGGUGAUACAAAUUUUUAUGUACCUGAAAGUGUACUUGAUCAAGGAAUAUAUUUAUUUCGAAAUUUAUCAAUACUUACUGAUGCUAUUAAAAAAGAUCAAGUUGAUAUAAGUGAUUGCAGUAUAAAUACAACACCUGAUUUAUCAAAUGAUGAACAAUUUAUUUUACCGGAUGAAAAUCUUGAAUUAAAUAAUAUUCGAAAAGAUCAUACUCAAACUGGUUUAGUACUUUCAGGUUCUAGCUCAAUUGAUACUUAUCGAUUUAUUCUACAACAAAUUGCAUAUGUAUCAAAAUCACCUGUAAAAUAUAUUGAUCGAACAUUUUCACUUGUCUGUAUCGGUGUACAUGAACAAGUAUCAACAAAUGAAAUUCGCGUUCGAGUUCAUGUUGAAAAACAAAUUGCACCACCUGCUCCUGUUGCAGCAGUAUCAUCAAAUAAACUCUAUGUUGACAACAUUCAAAUUGAAGAUAGUUUAUUAGAUAUGGAAUCAAGCUCACGUUUAACAAGUAAUACAUCAAGUAAAAAAUUUAACAAUAAUAAUUCUUUAAUUAAAGUAGGCAUUUCGGGUUCGGGUUCGGGUUCGAGUUCGAGUUCGGGGUAG
This is a messenger RNA of Adineta steineri, 2505 nucleotides long. NCBI's taxonomy places the organism in Eukaryota, Metazoa, Rotifera, Eurotatoria, Adinetida, Adinetidae. The record is from the annotation of a GenBank genome assembly.